Messenger RNA from Arachis stenosperma, 339 nucleotides. RefSeq lists its product as uncharacterized. The transcript has a single exon. NCBI's taxonomy places the organism in Eukaryota, Viridiplantae, Streptophyta, Magnoliopsida, Fabales, Fabaceae. Bases 1 to 339 code for a protein of 112 amino acids. The record is from RefSeq and is a predicted model, not a curated record.
AUGGCGGAAGAGGCGGCGAAACAGGCUUAUGCCGAGAAAGAGCACAUUAUUACACUGUUUUUCAAACAGGCUUCACAACUCUUCACCUAUAAGCAAUGGUUUCAGUUGCUGCUUCUAGAAAAUCUUCACAUUCAGCUCAAGAAUAACAAGGAUCAGCAAAUCUCCGGUCUCUUCCAGGCUCCGGCAUCCUUUGAAUGUGGCGCGAAACCUUGGAAGACAAGGCAUAAACCAAAAGAUGAUAUCACAACAUAUGCUGUGGCAUUUGCUUUAGGAUUGAGUCUUGUUGGUGCUGGCUUGAUCUUAGGAUGGAGCGUUGGACGGAUGUUACCGCGUUUGUAG